Molecule: messenger RNA, 369 nt
Organism: Oppiella nova
Lineage: Eukaryota; Metazoa; Arthropoda; Arachnida; Sarcoptiformes; Oppiidae
Source: the annotation of a GenBank genome assembly
AUGGAGUACGAGCUGCUAUACACCAUACACCACGACUACACCGUAAAGGCCGUACAAAAGUACGGUCGUGUGUACGGCGCGUAUACGGUCACCGGGAGGAUGUUGGUGGUAAACGAGCCCGACCUACUCCGGGACAUAUUGGUCAGAGAUUUUCACGUAUUCGCCGAUCACAGACACAUUGGCCCAGGGUCGGAAAAGGUGAGCAAGCACAUAUACUUCAUGCUGGGCGACGACGAUUGGAGGCGCGUGCGAUCCAUAGUGUCCGCGGCGUUCACGUCGGGGAAAGUGAGGGCAAUGAUGGCACACGUCGACCACAUUUGCAACACUUUUGUCGACAAUCUGGACGCGUAUCAAAGAAAAGGCAUUUAA